GUAGAAGACCGUGAAGCUUGAAGGAUUCGAGGCAAGAAAAUUCGUCAGCUUAGAUCCUCGAAAUUUGGUCUUCAUAGGAGAUGACGAAUGUGGAAGGCUAGGUUUCUUUCCCCUCGUUCUUCCCCCUAUUUCGUUUUGUUCCUGAUAUGGGAUUCGUUUCCAUGAUGUGGGUAAUCUGUUGCCAAUUUCGCUGAUGGGUCCUUCUAGUUUUGGAAAAUUCAGUGGAUAUUUGCUAAUUUAUUGGAUUUCGUUCUCUCGUGGCUUUUAGGAAUUCUUGAUUUUGAUAUAUAUUGGUGGAGAUAUAAGUUUUUGGAGGUCGAAUUUUGAGGAUUGGUAGAAUGGUAAGAAAGUUGCAAGAACUGUUGGAGAAUUAGGUUGAAUUUGGGAGUCGAUUCUGAUGGACAAAUUCAGAAGAGAAAGUUUGAUUUGGUUGUGAACUGAGGUUUUGAGAAGAGAUAAAUUCGGAGAGAGAUUUUGCACUUAUUACGGCCGUGGGGUAUUUUAGGAGAGCUUAAGGUUCCGCGUAUCUGCUGUAAGCUUGUAAGGGUUGAAGGGAUUUGAAUCUGACCUCGGUGUUGGGAUUGAGAAGAUUCGGUAACUCUGAGGGCUUUGGUAUUUGUUUGACAAAGUUUUGAUAAUUUUGAAGAAUAUAAGUCAUGUUCUAUGGGGCGUUGGUAUGGGAUCCCUGGCUCAUUGUCUCCCAGAUUGUGUGCUUGCAAUGUUUAUACUAUAUUACGCUUGGCUUAUUCAUGUCGAUUCUUGUUGGGACUCGUGUAUCGCGGAUGAGCCUUAUAUAUUUCUUUGAUUACUCGACUCUCACUACUUCUACAAUUACUGGUUGGUGUGUCAUUGCUUCGUUUCUACUCACCGCGCUUGCAGGGGCUUUUUAUGUGUUUUAUUUGGUUGAGAGAGCCAAAAAGUGCUUAGAUUUUUCAGCCACCCUCUAUAUUGUCCACCUCUUCAUAUGCAUCAUAUAUGGAGGGUGGCCAUCCUCAAUUACAUGGUGGGUUGUUAGUGGUACUGGUAUUGCAGUGAUGGCUUUGCUUGGUGAAUGGUUGUGCAUACGACGUGAGCUGCGGGAAAUUCCCAUAACACGAUAUCGGUCGAAUGUUUGACGAACUCCACAGGCAAGAGGAUAUGGAACGAAACUUUCUUGCUGAUGGAUGACUUGACUGUUUCAGAGCUUUUGAGCAAGGCUUGUGAGAUACAGUUUUUGCAUUAAGGACUAUUGAAGCCCGCUUAGAUCCGCUUUAGGUUCCAUUGUUCAUGCUGGCCAGUGAUAAGAGAGUACAAAAAAACCAAUCAAAAUGGGAGGAAUUUAGGAAGACAACCAUUUUGUGAAAGUUUCUUACAUGCAGGGCAACACCAUGUAUAAUGGUAAUUUGCUUUGAAAAUGAAACAUCUAAUCUGUAUUCCCCCCCCUGCCUUUCCCCUCUAAAAAUGGAAAUGGAACAAGCUUAAG
Telopea speciosissima is the source of this 1462-nucleotide messenger RNA. RefSeq names its product protein SYS1 homolog. The record is from RefSeq and is a predicted model, not a curated record. Lineage: Eukaryota; Viridiplantae; Streptophyta; Magnoliopsida; Proteales; Proteaceae. The transcript is spliced from 3 exons. Gene Ontology annotation, cellular component: trans-Golgi network; Golgi membrane. Bases 657 to 1115 code for a protein of 152 amino acids. Gene Ontology annotation, biological process: Golgi to plasma membrane protein transport; Golgi to endosome transport; protein localization to Golgi apparatus.